CGAAGCAAUCCGCGACGCCAUCAUGAGCCGAGUACUAUUCGAUCACAGGGCCAUGGCUGUCUCCCCCAAAUCGCUCGCCUCAAAAGGCAAGAACUUUGGCUGGACCGAGAAGGUCAAAGAAAAGCAGGUCGAGCAAUCCGAAGAGGAAGAUCCCGCAGACAAGAUGUGCCCCAUCUGCCACGAAGAGAUCGGCUCUCCCAGCUCAGAAGGCAUCGUCGAGACGUGGAGUGUUCUGCCGUGCGGGCACAUGUUUGGGAGCCACUGCAUCAAGCACUACAUCCAGAUGGUGGCCUACGACCGACCGCAAUGCCCCAUCUGCCGAUACUCGCUCGUCCACGGCUGUGGACACCCCGUCCUGCCCGCCUUGUUCGUCACUGAGGGCCACAACGCCGCCAAGGUCAACAAAGCGACGAUCCGAGCCCUCGCCAUGACAUCCAUGCAAUACAACUGCGCAUAUUGUACGGAAAUGAUCGCUAGGGGGCAUAGGGUGGUGGCUGCGAGACACGGCAGAAAACGACAAGGCACAUCGAAAUGGAAGCUUUUGUUGAAGAAGAUUUUCAGUUCACCACUAGCGAUAGACAGGUGGAGCGAUCUAGAGUCGGACAGGGCUCUUGGUGAUCAACCUAGUGUAGUGGAAAUCCCCACCUUCCGUCAAUGGCGGCAUCUUAACAUACACAAACUUGUAGCCGCCCUCAACACUUUAGAAAAGAUCGCCUGGGUUCGGCUCGAUGAUGAUACAGUCAGGUUUACCGUCAUCCCCGACACCGGGUCGCAGGUGUGGGCCUCCCUCUCCGUCGACACCAUCUUCGACAGCUACCACAUCCAAUCCAACGAAGCCAACAACACCAUCAACCUGGAGCUUCCCCUCGGCCCGCUCCAACGAGCUCUCAAAUCCGCCCUCAACAGCAACCACGCUAGCUUGCGUCUCACCAAGCGCGACGGCAUCCCCAUGCUUUCCAUGACCAUCCACACCAUGACCAAGGACGCUCCAUCCGCCGCCCGUCGAAACAAGAAUAACAGCAGCAACAACAACAACAACAACAACAACAACAACGACGACCAAAUGGGCAGCUACAAUGACGACAAUGACCCUUUCGCCGAAAACUCCCUCUACCCACAAGAAUCGCUCGAACUAACCAUGAAACGCGAGCGCGAAAAGGUCAUCACGCAAGACAUCCCCGUGCGGGUCCUGCACCCGGACACAGUCGAGACCAUCAUGCAGCCGAAAGUGCGGGAGCCAGACGUGCACAUCAUGUUUCCUCCCUUGUUACAACUCAAGGCGAUUUCGGACCGGUUCACCAAGCUAGCCAUCACUACAGCUGCCUCCUCUUCGUCCUCUAGUAGACGCGAAGCACAGAACCCCAAACUAGAACUCUCAGCCAACAUGCACGGCUCUUUGCGUCUCCGGUUAAUAGCCGAUACCCUGGACAUUACGAGUGUCUGGGACAGCUGUCUUGAGAAUCCCGAACUGGACCCGGCGGUGCUGACGAUACCGAUUGAGGAGCAUCCGAGCACGAAAUACAGGGAGGCCGGGCCGGAUAAGUGGGCGACGGUCAGGGUGGAUGGGAAGGAUUGGUCAAGGGUGUUGAGUGUGGGCAGGCUGGAGGCGAGCAGGGUGAUUGCGUGCUUUACGCACGAGCAUGCGCUCAUAUUGUAUGUCUAUGUAAGGAGGGCGGAUGAUGAUUAUCCGGGGGUGGGGGCCGGAAGGGGAGGGGAUGAUGGAGAUGAUGUUGUUACUUACUACGUUUCAUCUAUCAACACGUAAUCCUUUCAGAAAAAGGUCUACUUGUUAUUAUUAUACCUGACUGAAGAUUUGGUUUUCACAUGGCGUUAUGGAAGGGAUACGGGAAGGGACACAGGCAGGCUAUACGAGGCUUGCCAUCUUGAGGUUACAAGCCUGGAGUUGCAAUAGAGGACAGUCGCACGAUUCACUGCGUCAUGCACGAUGCUAUGCAUAUAAAUGGAGAACAAACGUAGGC
Messenger RNA from Neurospora tetrasperma FGSC 2508, 1979 nucleotides. RefSeq lists its product as uncharacterized. The record is from RefSeq and is a predicted model, not a curated record. Gene Ontology annotation, cellular component: site of double-strand break; checkpoint clamp complex. The coding region runs from base 23 to 1765 and encodes 580 amino acids. Gene Ontology annotation, biological process: mitotic DNA replication checkpoint signaling; mitotic intra-S DNA damage checkpoint signaling; nucleotide-excision repair. Lineage: Eukaryota; Fungi; Ascomycota; Sordariomycetes; Sordariales; Sordariaceae. The transcript is spliced from 4 exons.